AUGACCACCGCCAGCUGCUCGCAGAAUUCCAACGACGACGACAUCAUGGACAAGAUUCAGCCCUCGACCUAUUACAUGAAUCAGAACAACUUCGCCUUCUGCGGCUACUGCUUAAAAAUCGCUCGGAACACGAGCGCUAACCAGGGUGUGUCUGCUUAUGUCUGGGACGCAGGUGUUGCUCUUUGCCGUUACUUUGAGAAGGAGAACAUUAGUUUCACUGGGCAGAAAGUGAUUGAGCUGGGAUCGGGCACUGGAAUAGUGGGACUUCUAGCAACAUUGCUAGGUGGAAAUGUUACCUUUACAGAUCAGCCGAACGCACUGCAACAAAUAGAACACAACAUCGCCAUCAACAUCCCUGCUGCCUGUAGACACCGUAUAAAUGUCCGCCCCCUGAUUUGGGGUGAAGACCACAUUAGAUUUACCAACGAGUAUGACUUCAUUCUGGGUUCGGAUCUUGUUUACAGCUCAGCUUCGUACUCCUCAUUGAUCAGAACAUUGCAUUAUCUCGCUCAUCCAGAUACCAUCAUCUACCUGGCUUCCGCAUUCCGAAAAGGAAAUGGCUCCCUAUCUUUUCAUGACGUGCUUUUACCUAUGUACUUUAAAUGCUUGGUUGUUGACAAGUUAGCGGACAAGGAUAUUACUGUGUACAAAAUGACCAAAAUCGGAAGAGGUCCUGAGGACUGGUUCCUAACGUAA
This is a messenger RNA of Hemiscyllium ocellatum (epaulette shark), 696 nucleotides long. RefSeq names its product EEF1A lysine methyltransferase 3-like. The record is from RefSeq and is a predicted model, not a curated record. Gene Ontology annotation, cellular component: cytosol; cytoplasm. The transcript is spliced from 3 exons. Gene Ontology annotation, molecular function: protein-lysine N-methyltransferase activity. Gene Ontology annotation, biological process: peptidyl-lysine methylation. Lineage: Eukaryota; Metazoa; Chordata; Chondrichthyes; Orectolobiformes; Hemiscylliidae. The coding region runs from base 1 to 696 and encodes 231 amino acids.